Messenger RNA from Phyllopteryx taeniolatus (common seadragon), 495 nucleotides. It is a transcript of the gene uqcrq, whose product is annotated as cytochrome b-c1 complex subunit 8. NCBI's taxonomy places the organism in Eukaryota, Metazoa, Chordata, Actinopteri, Syngnathiformes, Syngnathidae. The record is from RefSeq and is a predicted model, not a curated record. Gene Ontology annotation, biological process: mitochondrial electron transport, ubiquinol to cytochrome c. The transcript has 3 exons. Bases 163 to 411 code for a protein of 82 amino acids.
CCUUCAGGAAACGACGACGACAAGGCGGACGGUAAGCAUCACUGGUCAUACAAACGCUUUAUUUUUCGUGCAGCGAUGAUCGACGACCAUCUCAAAUAACACUGAUCGGUGGAUUAAGAAGACUUUUCUCUGCCCGUGGGUUCGGUUGCCAUUCGGUUCAACAUGGGCCGUCACUUUGGAGAUUUGGCCAGGAUCAGGCAUGUCAUCACAUAUAGCCUGUCCCCCUUUGAGCAGAAGGCAUUCCCCAACUAUUUCUCGAAGGGAAUUCCCAAUGUUUGGAGAAGGUUCACGUCGUCUUUCUUCAAAGUAGCCCCUCCAAUGACCCUCAUGUACCUGACCUACUCGUGGGGCAACAGUGUUCAUGAGCAGAGCAAGAGGAAGAAUCCUGCUGACUACGAGAAUGAUGAAUAAACUAUUGCCAGCUCUAGGCGUCUUGUUGUAAAAUGCUUCUUCUGCUUCCCUAUUAAAGAUGAAAAAAUAUUUAUGUGAAAUCAA